AAAGAGAAGUGGGGAGAUGACGCAUCUAGAGGAUAAUACUUUCCCAUAUAUAGAUUGUACAGUAUAAACAAUUGUAGCCUGCCGAGGGCUACACACAACACAAUGACACACCAGGUUUUAGUACAGGUAGUGAUAGCGUCAGUGGUCACUGAUCAGUCGGUCACUGUGCUGUUAUUGUUCUAAGUAUACCAGGAAGUGGUGCGGAAUGAACCACAUUUCUACAACUUUAAUUUGAACAUUGAGUGUCGACAAACACGACAUGGCCGAAACACUCUGAAACUAUUUGAAGACUAUGUGAAGAGGGCUGGGAACUCUGUAGCGAAACUGAAGAAGUCUUUGGAGAGUAUGGAGCGCCCUGAUGCAUUGGAUGUUCUGCUGGAUGCAAUUCCAGAAAUUGAACGAAAGUAUACUGCUGCCAUGAGAAACAACAACAGGAGGGUGAAAAUCGAGCCACGUGAAAACUCUUGCACGUUUUCCUCAGGAUGUUGUACCGGGAGCUGUGGAGGCUCCUCCGUAGCCAACUCAGGGAUUUCCCAGCACCACCACAACAUUAGCGUGUGUCCGAGUCAGUACAACCACUAUAACUCGCAGCGCUGCCCUGACAUAUCUUCUCACUCCAUACACGUCACUAAGGAACUCAACACGAUGCCUCAUAGCUACCAGUCAUACAACUCAUCAACCGCCAGCGUACCUCACUCAGCGGUUCAUCAACAGCAUACCACGUCUCCGUACAUGACAUCAUACACCAGCUCAAGUGAGACAGAUGAGAGUAUGGAGGUAAACAUUGACGUGGCAGAUCGCUACCUAGGAGACAACAUUCCGAUUGACAAUGAAUCCGAAUCAAAUUCGAUGCCUUGGCCCCGAGACGAUAAGGCUCCUCUACCAAGAACCAUAUUCAAGGCCAUAAAUUACCUUCCCUCCCUAAGUCGAGUGCCUCCUUUACUCAACUAUAACGACAUGCAUGUUGGUAACGAGGAGGUGGUGGAGACCUCAGAACGCAUGGCAGUACAUCCUUCAGCUCCCUUUGGUCGACAAGUGUCAGAGGAAAUGAAUACUAAUCAACCUUUAGUUGAUCCAAAGGGAAUGCCAGCACCCGCUAAUGCCAACUUAGGAUUGAAUUUACAUGUUCGGCCAAAGGAAGGGCAGAAAGCACCUGUGGACAAAAAGAAAUUCUGUAGUCCAAGUCCAACUACUGUUAAUCCCCUUGCUAAACUUCAACAAUUUACAAACUCUCAAUCCUACAUGCCUAAUGAGGAAUACAAUUCCAUCAUGGCUGCUAAAAAUCGUGAAGAGAUGCUGUAUAACCGCAGCAAUUUGGAGGAGGUUCAAUGUCGCCUUCGUGGCGGAAGUGAUCAGGGUGUAGGUCACAGGGAACCACAGACAGAAGAGGACUUCCGAAUGAUAUUCAAUUUUAAUGCAGGUUUCAGAAAUCAUCGAGCUAUGCUGGAACAGCACCAGCAAAUUCAAAAUCAACGCAUUAUGAAGGACAAACCUGCUAUAAAUAAAGAAAUUCCGAAAACUUUCCCACGGUCCAAAUCCAUGAUGCAAUGCACAUCAACGGUAGGAGGAGCACAAGGCAACAGGACAGCAGAGUGUGUGUCAGGGCUGACAAAGUCAGUGUCUAUGCCAGACGACAUGAAACCUGUGGAGUAUCAGAGAAAAAACUUCUGGCAUAUCAAGGUGUUUGUGACCUACUCUAACGACAGUAAGCGCCACAUCCAGAGAGUGCUCAACCUGUGUCGCUGUAUGGAGAAGAACGGUUUCACUUGUUGUAUGGAUGUUUAUGACCAUAAGAUGGACAGCCACAACAAACUAGGAUGGGUUAACCAACGCUUCUCCGAGGCUGACUUUGUACUGGUAUGUGUAUCCCCUAACUACCUGACAGAGGCUACUUGUAUGGCGGAAAACAACGAGAGUGCCCUACAUACUGCGUAUGUCUAUCAACUCAUGGAGAGUGAGAUUCAAAAUGGUGGUGCUGAAAUAGAAACCAGGUUUAUCCCGAUCAUGUUUGACGGGUCACGGCCCGAGGACAUUCCUAAGCUGAUGCACCACAGACUUAGUUAUCAUUGGCCCAAACAGUACAGGGAUCUGCUGUGGUACCUCACCAAGCCGGAGACACGCACGAAGACCAAAGCUAAUAACUAUGUAGAGCAAUGUCCCAGAUCUCCCAAGUCUCCGAACAUCCCAACAUGAAGAGCCUAGUCCGGUCACCUUGCUUUCUGUGUAUAUGUAGGUGACAUUGUAAUAAGUCUGUCAAACAACACACUUAGUGUGUCGAACAUUGUACUUAACACAAGGAGUAAUGUGAAUAAUGUAUAGAAUAGUGUCUCAACUAUGUGGAACAUUAUGAAUGUGAAACAGUGUCAAAAAGAAUUUAAAAGAUGUACAAAAAUAGGUGGAUUUGUAUUCCAAAUUCAAUAGUAUAUAAAACUAUGUGGAGCAAUAUGGAUGUUCACAGUAUGUGGAGUGACAUCUUAUGUUCUCUGUGACAGAAUGUUAAUUACAUUUGAACUUUCCUAAUGAGGGGGAUUUCUUACAAUGGUGAAUAUUUGUACACAGUAGUUCCGCUAUGAAGGGCAGAAUUAACGUAGAGUAUUUCCAGUGAAGAGUUAAUAUUUGAAUAGAUCAAAAUUCACUGUAGUAGGAUAUUGAAUAGUGCCAUAUGUUUGUGGAGCAAUGUGGAACAUUGUUGUUAGUAUGCGAAACAAUGUGGAACAUUAUUGUUAGUUUGUGGAACAAUGUGAAACAAUGUGGAACAUUGCUGUUCGUGUGUGGAACAAUGUAGUAAAAUUUGCAUAACUCAUCAACAACAGUUAUCUACUUCGUGUUCAGGUUUUUAUGAAAAGAAACUUUUAAGGGGUAUACAUAUAGAUUGGGACCAAAUCGUCUUCAAUUUAAUUUAUUUAAGUAUGGGUUGUCAUGGUUUUGUUACAAAAACAAGAUGGUAAAAUGUCCAAAUCAUGUUUGUUGGUUUCUAUCACCUGUGACUUUGACAGACAUUGUAUUUUUUCACUAAGGAAAAUGUUCUAGCUAUGUGGUAAUAACAGAUAUUUCCUACAUUUUAUAUCAAUAUUGCAACUAUGUAACUGAUGCUCAAUCUGUACUACAUGUACCAGUUUAUUCUGCUGUUACUGGGCGUUUUACUUGUGUUUAGAAUUAAGUGUGUUUCAUGCAAAACAUUUAAUAGAACUGCUCAUAUUGGACAUGGGAGUUCCUAAACUCAUUGCUUGACAUGUGAGCCAGGAUUUCCUUAGCUCAUUGGACACAUAAACUGGUAUCCUAAGCUCACUGAUAAACAUGUCAGCCAGGGCACAUAUUCAUGAAACCCUUCUCAUGCUCAAACUCAGAUUUUGCUCUCAAGCCAAAUUUCUUUUUCUGGUGAUAGAUUGAUAAAAACGUAUAUUUUGUCAAUGAUUUUGAAGAGAAUUAGGGCCAAAUAAUGUUUUUGUGAUAAAACUUCACUUUUUUACGCCCGUAAAAUUUGACUGGAGUAUUAUGGUGUGGCGUCGUCCGUCCACCGUAAACUUUUGUUUGUCUGGCAAUCUCCUCCUACAAUUUUUCGAUGGAUGUAUAUUUACUCUUAUUUACCGUGUAACAUGAUUCUAAUCCAGUUGUAAUAAAGAAGGUCUGAGCACAAUAUUCACGCUUGAGCACGAGAAUAGUUACAUGAAUAUGAGCCCAGGUGUUUCUCAGCUCACUGACAUAGUAAGUCAGUGGCUUAUCAACUCACUGAUACUGUACUUAUAUGUAUUCAAGCCAGGAGUUUCUAAGCUGACUGACAGCUGAAUUCUCACCAAAAUGAAACUGGAUUAAAAUUAAAAAUCAUUGCAGAAAUGUCUAUAACUACAUCUAUAUCUUACCAACAAGGAUCAAACCAGUAAAAUCAGUCCUAGAAUAAUUAUAUUACAUAUAUUGUUAACAUUAUCAUAGAUUAUUUGUUAGAAUAGAUGUCAUUACUGUUGAUAUUUUAUUGGAUUUUAUUGAUUGUUUAAGCUGUCUGCUGAUAUUUAUAUAACCUUCAUUGUGAUAUAUUGGAGGACAACAUUGUGAUGUGUCAUUGUACCAUACCACCUAGUGAGUGUUUGGGACUUGUGUUUCACUUACCCAGAUCUAUUUAGUAUCUAUAAACUGCUGCUUGUCUUAAUUGAGUGCAGCAAUCAACUUUUGUCGAUACAGUUGCAUGUAAAUAUUGGUUGUACAGUCGAAUAUAAUACAGUAUAUAUAUAUAUUACUGUAAAAGUACAUAUUUUAGUUGACAAACAUUUAAGCAUAUUUUCGAAUUUUGAAAAGAUUAGCGUAUCGAUAAAGUUGCAACGGAAACAUUAUACAGAUACUUAAAUUAGCGUAAUGUGUCUAGGGCGAAAAAUUGCUGAAAUUAUGCCGCUAAAAUAUGUCCAUUUAUAGUAUAAAUCCCAUGAUGGAUUGGAGGUUAUCUCAUUCACCCCUGAAGACACAUUUGAACUCUUCGAAUUCAAAGGUUGAAAGAGUUCAUUAUGAAUUUUCAGGGGUGAAUCAAGUUUUACUUAGGGGGGUGGGGUCUACACAAAAGGGACAAAUGCCCAUGUAUCUCCCAUGUCUACAUAAUAAUUGACUCAUCUCCUAUUUCUUACCUAUGAUUUGGUAAAAACUGGUACUUGAAUUUACAGUAAUAAUUUCCAUAGGUGUAAUAGAUAAUAUGCAAUGCGACCAAGAACAUAUUAGAAAAGAGUGGAAAAGUAUGGUAUGGCCACGGACUUAGAUAAUCUAAUUCCGUGGGUAUGGCAUCAUGGAGGGGAAUGUACAAUGAAGGAGUGUCAUCAAUGAAUGAAUGUAUAGACUAACCCUGUCUCGUCUAACCUUCACUGUGUUACAGAAAAGUGAUGGAAACUGGAUGCACUUACUUGUUUAUUUCUAUAGCAAAUGUUUGUUUUGGUGAGUAAACAUGCUUGUUUUUGUGAGUAUACAUGUGUUUGUUUUUGUGAGUAUACAUGUGU
Mizuhopecten yessoensis (Yesso scallop) is the source of this 4973-nucleotide messenger RNA. RefSeq lists its product as uncharacterized. Gene Ontology annotation, biological process: humoral immune response; positive regulation of canonical NF-kappaB signal transduction. The record is from RefSeq and is a predicted model, not a curated record. NCBI's taxonomy places the organism in Eukaryota, Metazoa, Mollusca, Bivalvia, Pectinida, Pectinidae. The transcript is spliced from 5 exons. Bases 346 to 2193 code for a protein of 615 amino acids.